Molecule: messenger RNA, 690 nt
Organism: Acaulospora morrowiae
Lineage: Eukaryota; Fungi; Glomeromycota; Glomeromycetes; Diversisporales; Acaulosporaceae
Source: the annotation of a GenBank genome assembly
AUGUCCCAAAUGAUGAGUAAUGCAGGUAGUAAUCACCGAAAAAACAGUUCGAGUACUUCAUACAUAUCGGAUGACGUCAUCAACCUUUCCGAAAAUUAUACAACAGAUUUGUCACAAAAAUUAUCACAUGACAAUACUUGGAAAGAAUCUGACGAUAGACUUGCGAUUAUUGCAGAAAGGAUUUUGAAUACUUUAAAUGACAUUUGGAACAAUCAAGCAUUUGGGUCUGAGUUUGCCAAUUCAUUAAAUGAAGGCACUUACGUUUCGAACGUGAUUCUACCUGUCAUCCGAGCAACAUUGCAAGAUCUUCCUUUCGGUAAAUCUACAUUUAUCAGCAAUUUCGAAAAACAAAGUGAUGCCAGUGCUGAUCAGAAACGAAGUGGCCAAAGACCAGAUGUUAUGUUUGUCAUGAAACACAGAGAAAGAAAUUAUGAGCUUUUAUACAUUGAAUGUUCACGUCUAAUUUGUACGAAACAAAAAGAACAAGAUGAUGAAAUAAAGCUUUGGCGAGAGGCUAACGAUAGGAUGUAUUAUGUACGUAAGAGAUGUAAGCCCGACAAAGAUGAAUUUGGUAUUGUGGGGGUUCAGGUUGCUGCCAAGGUGCCCAUACAACGGUCAGAUUCUGCCAUCACCAGCUCGAUUAUUAGAAAAGAGCUCAACAGUCACAUCUCCACGAAGUUAGCCUCACUA